Messenger RNA from Clonostachys rhizophaga, 2277 nucleotides. The record is from the annotation of a GenBank genome assembly. NCBI's taxonomy places the organism in Eukaryota, Fungi, Ascomycota, Sordariomycetes, Hypocreales, Bionectriaceae.
AUGUCUCUCCUCCUGCAGCCCUCUCUUCUUCUCAGAAGACUGCCUCCCGCCCUGAGAACUGCAGCCCUUCGUCCUGCCAGUUUGCCGCGCCGAUCCGUCCCCCGCUUCGCAAACAGUCUCACCCGCUAUCAGAGAUUUUCUGCGUCUGCCAUCAUGAACUCCCAGGAGCUUGUACACUACCUGGCUGACCAGCCACCCACCGUCGUCAGACUGGAGAUUGAGAAGCACUUCGAGGCCCUCAACGACAAGCAGAAGCGUUAUGCCCAUUUCAUCAGCAAGGCCUCAUUUGCUGGCACCAGGAUCGUCCUGCGGCAGCUGUCCCCAGAGUCUGAGCCCAUCUAUGACUUGAUCAUCUCCCUUCACAAGAGCUCCGGUGGUGAUUGGGAUGCUCUUGGCAAGAAGGCUGGCAUUGACCAGUCUGAGCUGACCAGCUUCCUCGAGUAUGCCGUCAUGUUCCUGGGCAACUCUGGCAACUACAAGAGCUUUGGUGAUUCCAAGUUUCUCCCUCGCUGCACCGAGAAGAGUGUGGCUGCUCUCGCUGCCACUUGCCCGGAAGCCUCCAAGUUCUAUGCUGCUACCAAGGGUGCCAUCUUCAGCGCCGAGACCCCAGCCUCGCUGCACCUGGGAUUCCCUGAUGCUGGCCACAUGACAACCUACUAUCCCGACUCUCCUGAUAUCACCAAGGCUGAGAUCGAGGCUGUUUCUGCCUGGAUGGAGAAGAAGGGCUUGCUUCCCGAGAACAACCGUCUACGGAAGAACAAGGAUGGCAACUUUGACAUUCUGAUCGCCUCAGCAAUCACCCAAGCCCCGGCUGAAGGAGGUGAUAUUGGCAAGGAGACCAAGUUCACUGUCGAGGAUGGCCUGCUAAAAGACAAGACCAUCAGCCUCGUGUACGGCGACUACGCCGACGAGAUGAAGAACAUCACUGCAUACAUCAAGCAGGCUGGUGCAAAUGCAGACAACACCACUCAGGAGAAGAUGCAUGAGGCAUACGCCAAGUCCUUCGAGACUGGUUCCCUGGAAGCAUUCAAGGACAGCCAGCGCUACUGGAUCAAGGACAAGGGCCCCAUGGUGGAGAGUAACAUUGGAUUCAUUGAAACCUACCGUGACCCGGCUGGUAUCCGUGGUGAAUGGGAGGGAUUUGCUUCAAUGGUCAACAUGGAACGAACUCGAGCCUUCGGUGAGCUUGUGGCAUCAGCACCUGCUCUCAUCCCCCUUCUGCCAUGGGAGAAGGAGUUCGAGAAGGACAAAUUCCUGUCACCUGACUUCACUUCUUUGGAAGUUUUGACCUUUGGAGGAUCUGGUAUUCCCGCUGGAAUCAACAUUCCUAACUACGAUGACAUUCGCCAAACGGAAGGUUUCAAGAAUGUAUCACUUGGCAACGUCCUCAGUGCCAAGGCCCCUAACGAGAAGAUCCCUUUCAUUCGCGACGAGGAUCUAGAAGUUUACAGGAAAUACCGCGACGCCUCGUUCGAAGUCCAAGUUGGUCUUCAUGAAUUGACAGGACAUGGAUGCGGCAAGCUUCUCCAAGAAACAUCUCCCGGAGUCUUCAACUUCGAUAAGGAGAACCCUCCUGUUAGCCCAGUGACCGGAAAGCUCAUCACCACAUGGUACAAGCCUGGCCAGACUUGGGGAUCUGUUUUCGGCAGCAUCGCUGCUUCGUACGAGGAAUGCCGUGCUGAGCUGGUCGCUAUGCAUCUCAGCUGCGAGUUCUCUGCGCUCAAGAUUUUCGGUUUUGGUGAUGGAUCUAUAAAUAUGGACGGCGAGGCUGGAGAUGUCCUUUACGCCUCAUACCUCUCCAUGGCUCGAGCCGGCCUUGCCUCUCUGGAGAUGUGGGAUCCCAAGAGCCAGAAGUGGGGACAGGCACACAGCCAGGCUCGCUUCUCUAUUCUAAAGUGCUUCCUUGAGGCUGGUGACGACUUCUGCAAGCUCGACUACACGGCUGAGGAUCUCUCUGAUCUGACCAUCAAGUUGGACCGGUCCAAGAUUCUUACAGCUGGUCGCGAUGCCGUCGGCAAGUACCUGCAGAAGCUGCACAUCUACAAGUCCACGGCCGAUGUGGAGACUGGUAACAAGUUCUACGUCGACAUGACCACCGUCGGUCUGGACUUCUGGGGAACCAAGGUUCGUGACAUUGUGCUAAAGAACAAGCAGCCCCGCAAGGUUUUCGUCCAAGCCAACACCACUCUGGACGAGGCAUCCGGAAAGGUAUCAAUCAAGCACUACGAGGCUUCCCUGGCAGGCAUGGUCCAAAGUUGGGUGGAUCGAAACUUGUAA